CCAGCCCAGUCAGUUGACAGACACGCAAGUGGAAUGACUUGGAUCGGUUUGCUCAUCGUUGGCCUCACAGCAAUCACUGUCCAGGGGGAAGUACCGAUCGUGACGAGGGCCGAGUGGAAUGCCAAACCGCCGAACGGAACCAUAGACAGCAUGGAAACUCCCUUGCCUCGGGCUGUGAUCGCCCAUACAGCUGGAGUAGCUUGUGCGGAUGAUGUCACAUGCUCCCAGCACAUGCGAAAUCUGCAGAACUUCCAGAUGUCCAAGCAAAAGUUCUCGGACAUAGGCUACCACUAUCUGAUCGGCGGUAAUGGCAAGGUAUACGAAGGCAGAAGUCCCAGCCAGAGAGGAGCCUUUGCCGGUCCCAAUAACGAUGGUUCCCUGGGCAUCGCGUUUAUUGGUAACUUCGAGAGACGGGCGCCCAACAAAGAGGCCUUGGAUGCCGCCAAGGAGCUGCUGGAGCAAGCUGUCAAACAGGCUCAGCUGGUGGAGGGCUAUAAGCUACUGGGCCAUCGCCAAGUCAGUGCUACCAUGAGUCCUGGAGAAGCACUCUACGCUCUGAUACAGCAGUGGCCCAACUGGUCGGAAGAUAUGUGAAAUAUAGAGUGCAUUGCAUAAGGUUUCGACACGUAAAGACCACUCCUUACACAUUUAUUUGUAAAUAUAAUUAUGUAUAAUUUGUUUUUUUGCUUAAAUACGAAUACUAAAAUUUUAA
Messenger RNA from Drosophila sechellia, 712 nucleotides. It is a transcript of the gene PGRP-SD, whose product is annotated as Peptidoglycan recognition protein SD. The transcript has a single exon. Lineage: Eukaryota; Metazoa; Arthropoda; Insecta; Diptera; Drosophilidae. The record is from RefSeq and is a predicted model, not a curated record. The coding region runs from base 34 to 594 and encodes 186 amino acids. Gene Ontology annotation, molecular function: zinc ion binding; N-acetylmuramoyl-L-alanine amidase activity; peptidoglycan binding. Gene Ontology annotation, biological process: peptidoglycan catabolic process; innate immune response.